Molecule: messenger RNA, 4974 nt
Organism: Agrilus planipennis (emerald ash borer)
Lineage: Eukaryota; Metazoa; Arthropoda; Insecta; Coleoptera; Buprestidae
Gene: Axn
Product: axin
Exons: 15
Coding region: 364-2853 (829 amino acids)
Biological process (GO): negative regulation of canonical Wnt signaling pathway
Source: RefSeq, a predicted model, not a curated record
GCGCAGGAGUAGUUUGUAUCUCUUAUGGCGGCGGUCGCGUGAAACGUUGUACAGUAUCUGUUUUAUAAUUUGUUUCGUUAUUGUUAAAUGUUGCAGUUAUUUUGUUACUAAGUGCAUUGUUAAACUAAUUCUGUUGUCGACUUCGUCAGCUUAUUAUUUUACAAAAUGUUUAAAAGUUAAAAUGUGCAGUGUUUAUGUUUCUGGUACAAAAAUAGUUCUCGGAUUUUUACUGCAGCACAACACGUUUUGUCAAAAGGUAAAAAGCCACCAUAAUGUCUAAAAAGCCACCCAGGAUCCCAUUUUUCAGUGAUACUUAUACAACAAAAGGGGUACUUAUUUGUAACCCCACAAAUAGUAGUUAAUAUGAGCGACAGAAGUCGCGAGAAAGUUAAGGUGAAACACGCCUAUGACAAUACCUUCAAUGAAAACUCACCUAGGCCUCCGGUACCCGGCGAGGAGAGGGAGUAUUGCGUCAAUGACUGGUCUUCCCCCAUGGAAUGGGUUAGGCACAAGGUGCCAUCGCCAGUACCCAAAAAACAUAAAUAUCCAGCUGAAGUCAGCUCCUCUAUGGGUUUUGACCCUGAAGGAAAUUCUCGUUCAAGACCGUCGUCAAGACAUGACCGGCCUCGAACACCCUGUGACAGCGCUUCUCCUCCAGCCUGUCUUCGUUGGGCUUGCUCCUUGUAUCAGCUUCUGGAGGAUCCAGAUGGUGUUCAACUAUUUCGCCAGUACCUUAAAUCUGAAGGACAAUCUCACGCGGAUGCUCUCGACUUUUGGUUUGCCUGUGAAGGAUUGCGAAAUCAGAGCGAACUGGAAAGGGUUCAACAAAUCAUCAAAGCAAUUUACAAACGAUUUUUUCUAAAAUCUUCCCUUCCUAUAUCCGAAGAACUCCGACGAGAGGUAGCGAGGCAGGUGAAAUCGUCGUCCUCCCUGAAUGCCCCCGUUGCUCUCUUCGAUGAAGCGCAGGCGCAGGUGGAAAGUCUUAUUAGUAAAACCACAUAUCCGAAUUUUUUAAAAAGUGAAAUCUAUCUUCACCAUGUUCAGACCGUUCAAAAUCCGACCAACAGCAGUGAUUUUAGUAGUUCGUCGAGUUCGUCUAGCAGUUCAAUAAGCACCAGAGAUCCUACAAAUUUAGCUAGCAGUAUUGGUCCCCUUCCUACCCUUCAUGAAGAUAUGGAGUUUGUUCCUAGCUUCUCUGCCCCUUUAAGUCAUGCUCCUGGUACAGCAUGUAUGAGUACAGGAUAUCACACCCCAAACAUGGGUGUUCCCGUACGUUUAACAAAAGAUAUACUUUUAGUAACUCAAAGGAGAAGAGCCCUAGACGUUAGGCCUAAACCUGAAGCGUUUGCAGGUAUAAACGUGUGCCGAGGCCUAGGCGCGCAUGCCGCAUACAGUUCCUACAACCCCGUCUCUCGACAGGACAGUGAGUUACAGUCCCUUAGCAGUCAUUCCGAUGCGCGCACUGAGUCCGAUAAUAUGUCGCUCACCGAUAGCUCAGUCGAUGGAAGGUCUGUCCAUCGUAGUUCUCGCCGUCAGGCCGCUUUACAGUCGCGACAAAUGCAAGAAUUGGCCGCGUUAAAUCGUGAAACGAACAUGCAUCAGACGCUAAUACCUCGCACGCAACGCUUAGAUUCGCGCCAGUACCAGGCCAUGGAUCCAAAGAAGUACGCGGACAUGUUUGCCCCGAUGCUUAUCGAAAAACUCGAGAAGGUUAAACGUGAACAAGAAUCUCAGGAAUUACUCAACAGAAAACUCAUGGAGGGUGAUACGCCCUGUUUAGAAGACAAAACUAGAAUCAGUAACCUCCAAUCCCGCGAAUUGGCUAAUGCCAUUAGGGAAAAACUUCAAGUGGAUGAUGAUAACGACCAAGACAUUCUAGAUCAGCACGUUUCACGUGUAUUUUCCGACUUAACACCCGCCAGAUCACCAGGCAUUACCAGUCCAAGUAAACCGAGAUGGACGCAAGAAGUGUAUCAGCGACCGCGAAGAAAAGAAAAGGACGGGUUUUCGACCUUUAGCAGUGAUUCUGGAAACGUGCAUGACUUUCCUGAAGGUCAUAUGGUCAAGUCAAAGAGUGUACCUGAUUAUGGUGACGAGAGGGAUAGAUUUGUCAGAGGAACCAGCAGAAGAUCGUUGUCAAAGAAAACUUUGACCGAUUUGACUGAUAGUGGAGUCUCUGUGGUAUCAGAUACACCUCCCGUUACCCACCCCGCCUUGGCAAAGGACAGCAGGGUAUUGGCCUGGAUAAUGGAGUCCGAUAAAGGUGGACGUGGAGUUGGCCAUACCCACAGUGAAAUGUCUGGGAAACAUGGCAGGUAUCGAAAAACGUAUAGUGGUUCCAGGUCUAGCUCGUUAGAGCGUGGUAGCGUUUCAGGUAGUUUAGGGCCCGCUCAACCCUUCGUAGCCGAUCCCAGUAUGCCUCCCUUGCCUCUCCCAAAUACCUCCAUUCAACUGGAAGAAGCCCGCAGAAGACUGGAAGAUGACGUUCGAACGAGAUCACGUCAACGAUGUUCCAAUAAGUACUUUCCGGACAUGGCGCAAAGCAGUCAGUCGACAUUGAGGAAGUCGACGAGAGGUCCGAAGUCUGCAGGUGUAGGUUCAGAGGAUGUAACCACCGUGGUGUUUUCGUUUUGUGACGAGCAGUUUCCAUACAGAGUCAAAAUACCUGGGAGACAAAUCACGCUACGCCAAUUUAAGGAGUACUUGCCGAAGAAGGGGAAUUACAGGUACUUUUUUAAAACGGAGUGUGAAGAUCUGGACAACCAGAUUAUUCAAGAAGAAGUUAGUAACGAUUCUGACAUAGUUCCUUUGCUGGAAGGCAAAAUAAUGGCGCAAGUGAAGCCUAUCGACUGAAAAAACUAAUCCGUAGUUAAAGAAUUAACGACAACGAACGUGUUAAAAUGCGGCGCGUAAGCGUAGUAGUAAUUUUUCUUUUGAAACUACCUAAUCCUUUUACUAUCUAAUUCUUAAACUUACAUUAAUUAUUUAAGACUCGUGUUUAUUAGAUUAAUUUAUUGCUAUUAUACUGUACUGUUUCGUUUAUGUAUAUAUCUAUACAUAAUUAUAUAUAUUAUAUUACACACGAACACUUACACGACGUGAUUUAUUAAUUUUUAUUUUGCGAUUCCGCAAAAACAACAAAAGGCGCUAACAUUAAUAAAAAUAAAUUAAUUUUUUACUUAUGUACUUCUUAAAGAAGAAGUUAAUCUUAAUUUACAAUUAGUUAACUUAAUCGGUUUUUAUGUUUUAACAAAGAACUUUAAAAGCACGUCUACCACAAUUAUGGACACAUGCGUACACUGCCGUUUUUUCACGAUUCCUUUAUCCUAUUAAUCUUUAUCUUCAUUUUAAUUACACGUUUUUGUGUAUAUGCCCGCAAGCUUUUCAAAUUGAAAAACUGAGUAGGUGAUACUGCCCUGUUAUAUAAACAUAUGAUACAUGUGAAAUAAAAAAAGCUUGGCAGAAACAUAAACCACAAUUAUAUUAUUAGAUUACCGAUCGAUUGUUGACAGCAGGUGCAAAUCAAGUGCCUUUCGUGCGUCUUUCUUUUUAUUUUCUUGUCGUGUUUAGUUUUUCAAAGUUCCUUAAUCGGUCAUUUUCUUAUACGUUUCGAUAUGGAAUACGAAUUGUUCAUUUGAAGCCACAAACUAUGUGUUUCUAUUAAAGUGCUCUCAUUAAGUACUUAUAUUUAUGGCAUCUGAGAACGUCGUACAGUUUUUUGGUUGGAAACAAUUUUUAGCAAGCUUAUCGAAGAUGGCAAGACGGGACGACGCUCUUGCAGGGAACAACGCUUUAUGUGGUCAGUUUCGUAACUCCUCGGCUUCUUUCGUCCCGCCGCCAAAAUCAACUUAUUAAAGAUUAGGUUACAUCAUUUUCACUAUUUUGAAUACAAAUCAAUUUUGGAUGUUUCAUAUUUAUUUAAAAGUUACAUAGCAAAUUCAGUUAAUUUCGACUUAAAUUUCAACCAGGUCAAUUGAUCGUUAUAAAUAAAAAAUUCAAUAUCAGAAACAAAGUAUAUAAAAAAUUAUUAAUCGUUAUGAAACAUUGUUAUUAAUAUGGCUUCAAAUGGAUCAGCAUUUCAUAUUUGUCAAACGUUGCUAUUAUCUCUUUAAUUUUUAUCGUGUAGUUUAUAACACUCUGUAUACCUCAUUUCUUUUUUUUAUAUAUGAAAAGUAUUUUUGCCAACUGAUUUUAUUAAUUAUAGAAACUGUAAAUUAUUUAAGCUAGAUGGUAUUUUUCUAUAGACCAAUGUUAAUACCAUUUUUAAAAGAAUGACAAAUAAUUAUUAUUUAAAUAUUUUAGAUUCCGUUUUCAAAAUAUAUGAAACGUUUACUUAACAUUUUUUUCGAUUAAUUUUCAGGGGUCAUGUCAAAAUGAAAUAUAUGAUUUUCUUUAGAUGUUUUGAAUCGAAAAUGUACUCUUACAAUAGAAUAAAUAAAUAUUUAAAGGCAACUGAAAUUCGUAAGCAAAUACCAUGUAAUAAAGUUCUUAAUAAUUUUGACUUAAAAAUAUUUCAAAACAUUUACUGAAAAAGUGUGCAAGUUGAUGUAAAUAUGACCCUUUCGUUAAUUGUUAAUUUUGUAGAUAUUUUCUAUUUAUAGUUGUUUUCAGAUCAUUAUUUUUUUAUAGAGUAUUUUUUCAUUAUCAUACACAUUUCAGUAUUUUAGUAUAACUUUUCGUUAUAGUUUUCGGAUGGAAAGAAGAAAAUGUGCCAUUAACAGACGCGUUUUCCUCGUCACUUAAAAAGAGCAGUACAGACCAAAAUGUCAGAAAAGUACAAGCAAAAGGAAUUCAGGAUUUACCAUUUUUCGUUUUAAUCUUGUUUUCUGACAUUUUUGGUUUACUACUUUGAAAGUAACUUAAUAAGCAUACACUUAAUUUGUUCAUCAGAUUGUUUGUACAUUGUACCUCGUUUUCUUUUACGGAAAAUGUUUUGUUUUGUCCUAAGUAUUUUGCAAAUAAAAUGAAAAUCAA